This is a messenger RNA of Melanaphis sacchari, 1319 nucleotides long. RefSeq lists its product as uncharacterized. The transcript is spliced from 4 exons. The record is from RefSeq and is a predicted model, not a curated record. Bases 96 to 1319 code for a protein of 407 amino acids. Lineage: Eukaryota; Metazoa; Arthropoda; Insecta; Hemiptera; Aphididae.
GGCUAGUACGUUUUCAGUCUAAGACCGCUAAACUCGUACAUAUUAUUUUCAUCCGCCGUCUUUAAAAAAUAUUUAAAUACAUUUUACUUUUUAAAAUGGCAUACUGUGUAUUAAUUUUUGUUAUGCGACUGGCGAUUGUCGAUUUUUUAAUACCAUCAUCGUGGAGAGCAAGAAAUGGCGAAGUACCACUUCUUAAUAUGGAUGAUUUAAUUUAUUUACACGGUGUAGAAUUUGUUAGGCAACGUGCUGAAGAAGCAGUCGAAGAGGAAGCAAUAGCUCAGGAAGAAGAAGCUGCAGCUUGGGAGGUUGAUAAUGAUGAAGAAAAUACAUCUGAAUUAACCCAAGAAGAAAAAGAAAAUUUUCGAUUACCAAUUUCGAUAAUAGCUCCUGAAAUGAAUCUCGGGUUCAAUUUUGUAAAUAUAUUAUUAUUAGAUAGAUUUACGUGGGAGGAUACAGUUUAUCAUACCGAUCUAUUAUCAUUCAAUACUGUAGUAAUGAUGCAUUUUGAUAGAUAUACGUCAGAAAAUAAUAUGCAUUCCAAAAUUGAUUGGAAAGUGAAAUUAAAUUGGUUUAACAAUAGAGUUGAUUCGGGGAGUUCAAUAAUGCGUAGAAUCAAGUAUAGGCCUUUAAUAGUAGAUCUAAAACUUACUAAUAUCCCAUCAGAAUAUGAAUUCAUAAGGGCUAAUUUUUUUUGUUAUACCUAUGAUGAAAUGUGUUAUAUUUUAAAAUUUAAUUAUAUCUUUGGGCAUUUUGCUUCAGAAAGAAACAUUAUUUUUUCAAAUUACAUAAUUUCAGAAUACAUUUCGGUAGGUGGAUCAACCAAUGGACCUACUACCACAAAAUAUUUCUGUGGUAAUGGUGCUACAUGUCUUAUAGAAUAUAAUUAUAAUAAUAGUCAUGAGUUUAUUCAGUUAAACACUCGUACAAGAUUGAGUGUUGAUUGUGUAAUUGUUAUAGAUGACUUAUUAACAAUAUUAAAAGAAUUUAAAAAGUGUGUUGUAUGUGAACGUCGUCUACAGCUGUGGGCUGUGCAUCAUGAAGUAGAAUUCAUAAAAGAAGCUAUUUUCGACAAUAAUCCAACAUUUAUGGUGAAAUAUAAUUAUGUGGCAAAUGUUUGUGUUACUAUUAAAGCUAUUAAUGCGUUGGCAUUUAUACCACUGUGUGAUUUAGAUAUGACUGCAGAUGAAUUAACAAAGGAAUUUCCUGAUGAGCUUAUACCAUUACUUGAGUGGUUUGAAGAAUUUUACAUUGGGAAGAAAAAUCGAUGUUUAGGACGAAGAAAUCCACGUUAUUCUUUUGAGAUGUGGAAUCUUAAUUAA